AACGAACGUGUUCAACUUCCUCUGCGAAGUCCAGUUGGUGGCUGUGCUGGACGGAGGGAGCUGGCAGAUUGCAAGCCAUCGGGAGCUUGGCUUCUGCAGAGAUGGUGCUGUUGGUCCUCCUGGUGGUCGUCUGUGCUGUUGGAUGCUGUAGCGCAUCUUCCCUGCAGCCCAUCGGUCCCCUCCCGAACAGUGUCGGCUUCUUGACUGUGGGCGACUGGGGCGAUGUGGAGGCGAAAAAAGUGGCAGGUGAGUGAGGUGCUGAUGAGCCGGCGAACGGCUGACUACAUGAGUGAUUGUUCCUUCUAUGCAUGUGCUGGCUGCAGAUAGCAUGGGCGACUGGGCGCAGCGGAUGGACGCCAAAGCGGUGCUCAGCCUGGGAGAUCUCUUCUACGAGGACGGGUGGGUCGGCGAAGAAGGAAGGGCCCGGCCCUUUCAUCCCACCAUCACCAUCUCCCCCUGUCUGUGUCCGUGUGUCACCUCUUUCCGUCCAUGUGUUUGCUGCAGUGUGAGCGGGGUGGAUGACCCGCAAUUCACCGACAAAUUCGAGCAGACCUUCACCGCGCCGUCCCUGCAGGUGCCCUGGAUCACCUGCACCGGCAAUCAUGACUGGUAUGGCGGGGUCGAGAGCAUCGACGCCGAGCUGCAGUACACCCACAGGAGCCCGCGGUGGCACUUUCCUGCGCUCAACUUCACUUACACGCUGCACGGACCGGUUCGGGCACACACACACACACAUGCACACACACACGGUGGCUUGUAAGCUUGUGGACGCCUUGUGUUGUGUUGUGUUGUGUUGUGUCGGUCAGGGUGGUCUGCGUGUGUUGGUAGCGAGUGUGGACACCUGGCUGCUGUGCGGGGGGGACUCGUUCACCUACUUUGAGAGGGAGGGGCCGCCCGACGACGCGCAUCCGGGGCGGCUCAAAGUCUACCUCAAAAACAAACGGUCAGCGAGCGACGAAUGGCAGACGACGGGUGACACCACACACACACACACCUCUUUGCCUGCCUGCCUGCCUGCCUGUCUGUCUGGCUGUCUGUCUACCUUUGCAGGCGGCUUGAGGAUGAGUAUGACGCAGGGACGAUCGACGAGGGCAAGUAUCGGGCCCUCAGUAGACUGGACGAGAAACCACCACCACCGACCCCACUAGCUGGACCUGUCGGCAAUAUCGGCAACGCGACGAGUGUGGCGGCGGCAGGGGAGGGGCGAGACGAUGGCGGUCUUGACGGGCGGAUGCUGCAGUGGCUUAGAGAUGAGCUGAGGAAAUCCGAUGCUGACUGGAAGGUGGGUGAUCUGGAUGGAAAGAACAACGCACACACGCACAGCACAGGGAGGAUGCGAGUGAGGGGAGGUGAGAGCAUACUGCUGGGUCUCUCUGUGUGUGGCAGAUUGUGAUAGGCCACUUCACCAUCUACAGCUCCUCCCUGUUUGAGCAUGGCGACAACCCCACACUCAUCGAGAGGCUCGUUCCGGUCCUGAAAGAGGGUAAGUGAGGCUGAGGGAGGGAGGGAGGGAGGGAGGGAGGGGCGGACACACAGAGGGGCAGCCAGGCCAGCCACAGAACGGCCGUGUGCGCCAUGCCAUGUGUCUGUCUGCAGGCGGCGUAGACGUGUAUUUCAACGGCCACGACCACAUAUUGCAGCACAUCGUUAGGGACGGCAUUCACUACAUCGGCAGCGGGGCCGGCGCCCGGGUGCACCACAUGGCCAACCGCUUCUACGAGGGGCUCAAGUACGCCCACCUAUCGCACUUCGGCUACACCGCACACUCAGGUCAGCUCCAGAGCACCACGUAAAUCAGUCAGAUGGUCCGUCCAGUCAAGGCGGCCGGCCGAUUGAGACGGAACGGAACGGAACGGUUUUUGAUUCCGUUCCGUUGUGUGUGUGUUCCGUGCCGUGCAGUGAACAAGACGCAUUUCCAGGGGUCGUUUCACCUGGAGGACGGGAGAGAGGUCUACUCGUUCCUCUUUUCCAAGCCUGCAGCUGGCAGCCGGCAGGCUGAGGCAGCGGAGGUCGUAGAGUGAGUGAGAGGUCAGACAGGCGACCUUAUUGCUGGUAGGUAGCUACCUGGUAGCUGACCAUAUUGUUGUGAUGCGACGCGUGAG
Molecule: messenger RNA, 2102 nt
Organism: Vitrella brassicaformis
Lineage: Eukaryota; Vitrellaceae
Source: the annotation of a GenBank genome assembly